CAAACUGUUCUCCUUCAUCCGUCCUCCACCAGAAAGCAGAUGCCGCCGUGCACGAGCACGCGAGGGCGGGCAGGCGUGUGCGCGAGGGCGCGCGCGCGCGUGCGUGUGGGUCGAGCAUCACUUCGCCGCGAUGGCGAACGAAGCGCACGGGCGCGGAGAAGGAGCCGGUCUUGCGUCCGACUCCCUGGAGCUCAGCACGUCUCUCGAGCGCAGCGUGCAAACGCGCAUCUUUAAGAUCAUCGUGAUCGGCGACUCGAACGUGGGCAAGACGUGCUUAACGUUCCGCUUUACCGGCGGCGCUUUUCCGGAUAAGACGGAGGCCACGAUCGGUGUGGAUUUCAGAGAGAAGGCGGUCGAAAUCGAGGGUGAGAGGAUCAAGGUGCAAGUGUGGGAUACGGCUGGACAAGAACGCUUCCGCAAAAGCAUGGUGGAGCACUACUACCGCAACGUCCACGCCGUCGUCUUCGUCUACGACGUCACUAAAAUGGCCUCAUUUGAGAACCUGAAGACGUGGAUCCAGGAGUGCAACGGGCAUCGCGUGUCGGCCUCGGUGCCCCGUGUCCUGGUGGGGAACAAGUGCGACCUGGUGGAUCAAAUCCAGGUCCCGUCCAACAUGGCGCUCAAGUUUGCCGACGCACACAACAUGCUGCUGUUUGAGACGUCCGCCAAAGACCCCAAGGAGAGCCAGAACGUGGACUCCAUUUUCAUGUGCCUGGCAUGUCGUUUGAAGGCCCAGAAAUCUCUUAUCUACAGAAAUGUGGAGAGGGAGGAUGGGAGGGUGAAGCUCAAUCAAGAGCCUAAUCCUAAGACUACCUGUCCAUGCUAAAGAGCUGUGAAGCCUAGAAUAUUCUAAUCCUGUUUUCCACACCAACUGAGACUAAUGUUGAUGGCUGCAAAAAAAAAAAAAAUGUGCCUGCAACUAAUGAAGUUUUACAGUGAGGCUUUUGUUCUGUCUUUUUGUCUCUUUGUUGGAACCUUUGUUAACCACAGACUACAGUCAUUUAGCGUUUGAUUUGUUGUACAUACAUUUUUAAGUGUAACAUUUCACCUAAUAUUCGGAAAUCGAGAUUGACGUUCAUAUAUCCAGU
Messenger RNA from Silurus meridionalis, 1088 nucleotides. RefSeq names its product RAB33A, member RAS oncogene family (gene rab33a). The record is from RefSeq and is a predicted model, not a curated record. Gene Ontology annotation, molecular function: GTP binding; GTPase activity. The transcript has 2 exons. The coding region runs from base 131 to 826 and encodes 231 amino acids. Gene Ontology annotation, biological process: Rab protein signal transduction. NCBI's taxonomy places the organism in Eukaryota, Metazoa, Chordata, Actinopteri, Siluriformes, Siluridae. Gene Ontology annotation, cellular component: endosome; Golgi apparatus.